CAGUAAGAAAAAGAAAAUCACCAAAGCUGAAAGACUGAAGAUGCUGCAAGAGGAAGAGGAGAGACGGCUGAAAGAGGAAGAGGAAGCCCGUUUGAAGUAUGAAAAAGAAGAAAUGGAAAGGCUUGAAACACAACGAGUUGAGAGAGAAAAAUGGCAACAACUGGAAGCAAAAGAUCUAGGACGGAGAAAAGAAGAACUUGAAGAACUUUAUUUGUUAGAAGUGUGUUAUCCUGAAGCAGAGAAAUUAAAACGAGAAAAUAGAUUGCUUUCUCAGUGGAAACACUACAUUCGAUGUGAUGGGAGUCCUGAUCCUUCAGUACUCCAAGAAAUGAAUACUUUCAUUAGCUUGUGGAAAGAGGAAAAAAAUGAGACUUUUGAGGAAGUGAUUGAGAAGAGUAAACUAGUGCUGAAUUUAAUUGAGAAAUUGAAAUUAAUUUUGCUAGAAACCCCACGAUAUGAUUUGCAAGAUAAAAAUGUAAAACAGUAUCAAGGAUCAAUUCAAGAGCUACAGGAGCUCCUUCAUUAUAAGUUUAAUGUAGCCACGGAAAUACUUCUCAGACAAGCUAGUACUUUGGCAGAUCUGGACAGUGGGAAUAUGGAAAAAAUUAUUCAAGAUGAAAAUGUUACUCUGUACGUGUGGGCAAACCUCAAGAAGAAUCCAAGGUACAAAAGUAUCAAGUUCUCAGGAACAGACAUUGGAUUUGAAAUUCCAAGGAUGCUAGCAACAUGUGACAUUGCUCUAAGACUCUUGCAUACUCACUAUGAUCAUGUUACUCCACUGUUCCCUGUUCCAAGACCAUUAAAAGUAGAACAGACUUCCACAGUAACUAAGGAUGUCAAAGAUCAAGUUAAGAAUAUUGCAGAAGAAGCAAUCAGCAAAGAGUACCAAGAAGAGCCUAAACAACCAGAAAACGGAUCUAUCACAGUUCCUGAAGAAGUACAAGUUGAGGAAGAAGGUGAUGCUGAACUACAAAUGCAUUCUGUUGAGGAAGUACUUGAAGCCAUAAAAUUCAAAGUGGAGAUGAAAUUAUUAAGUGACACAGUUACAGCAGCACAGUUGUUGCUGAUAGAGAAUUGUUAUGAAAAGCCAGAACUCUUUGGAAAAAAUGAGGUUGAUUUAUUACAAUUCACAACCCUGGGUGGAGUGUACCACGUGAAUCUUUUGGAGCUUCCUCCACAGUGUAAACCGGUGAAGGGCUGGAUGAUUGUGGAGAUACUCAAAGACGGAUUACAGAAAUAUAUGUAUCCCCCGGAAACUACAGAAGACCUUGAAACAGAAAAUACUUUUCCGCCUAUAGAGGUCACGCUCAAGGUUCAUGAAAAUGUCAUAUUUUUUGAAGAUCCAAUGGUUGCAAGGUGGGACCCUGAAGGUAAGCUUUGGCGAACAGAUGGCAUCAGACGUGUUACUUAUAAUUCAGAAGAGAGACUUAUUACAUUCAACCUGGAAACUUUUGGCCCUGUCACCUUGAUUCAAGAUACUCAUAUUAACAUGCCAUACCAGUCAUGGGAACUAAGACCGCUUGAUGUGAAUAAAGUACUUUUGACAGUGACUACAGUAUUUACUGAGAUUCAAAUUCAAAUUAAGGAAAACCUCUGCAUGUUAGCUUCAAUCAAACUAAAACACAAAGAGCAUUUCUCUGUUUUGAAAGGCAAAUGGAUGACUCCUAUUCCUUUCAUUAUUGCAUUGAAAGAAGUUGGAUUGAAUAUCUUCCCUACUGGACACUCUCAUUUUUAUGUUGUUAUAAACAAUAAGGUUCCUUUGGUAGAAUUGAAAGCUUAUCGACAAAUGGCCCUGCUAAGUUCUGCUUUUGCAUUUAGUUGGAGCAGAUGGAAUGUAAGAUGUGAUUCCAACAAAGUUAUUUUUCAGGUAAAGGAACACCUUAACCAAGAACCUGAUACUGAGUAUCCCAACUGGACCCUUUUAAUGUUUAGUGGUGAUAGAGCACAAAGACUGAAGAUCAACGAAUACAGUGAGACAUUCUCUGAAGCACUUAAAGAUGAAACUGAGUUUCAUUCUACUCUCUAUCACAUGGUUAAGGAUUUUGCUUCUGGAGAAGCCAUAGAGAAAAUUAGGGGCUCCAACUGCCAGUUUAUCGAUUCUGUAUGUCACAUGCUACUCUCUACUAGAUUACUCAGCUAUUCUUAA
Molecule: messenger RNA, 2146 nt
Organism: Orycteropus afer afer
Lineage: Eukaryota; Metazoa; Chordata; Mammalia; Tubulidentata; Orycteropodidae
Gene: DNAI7
Product: dynein axonemal intermediate chain 7
Cellular component (GO): axoneme
Molecular function (GO): microtubule binding; beta-tubulin binding
Source: RefSeq, a predicted model, not a curated record